CUUACAACAUAGUGGGGAGAAUCGGCAUGUCCUGACACAAUUUGGAACAACAUUGACAAACGUUUGGACGGCGAAACGGAGAGGUGAGAUUCAGUGCGGUGAAGAUUGCGGUAAAACCUCGCGGUCGCGAGGUUUGAAGCGAGGUCAACUGACAUUGAAUCUCACCAAAUCUAUCAUUCAAAUACAUGAAAGCAGACUCGAGAACCCGAUAAACGGUGCAACGAACGUUGAAAUUAGCAAGUAAAUGAAACGUGUCACUCAGGCAAUCUUGGCUUCUAGAAGUACGUACACGCGUAUUUUGCUUUCUUUACAACGGACGUGUAAAACAGCAUGUAGUUAAUUUAAACGAUAUAUUAUUGAACAAUAUUACGAUGCACACAUAUCGUAGAACGCGUGAAUGAUCAUGGAAAUGCUACAAGAGAGGAUGUCUACGGAAAGUGAAAAUGACAAUGAAAAUAUCUAUUCCUACUACACGUAUUGCCGCACAGAGGUGACAUCGAGAACUUUCACGUCCGUAUGGAAUCUCCGCGACUUUUGGACCAUAUACGAGACAAUGACUGUCUUACAGUUGAACACAGACGACGAGCAGCUACCCUUUAACAUUUUCAUGAAAGUCGAUAGAAAAGAUGAGAAGUUUACUUUCUACAUCAAGCAUUCUUCGCCGGACAAACGUUUGACGUAUAACGUUAUGUUGCAGUCAGUUGUGUCAGAUAGGUAUCACACUAUACCCUCGCGUUAUGACGACGAUCAGUUGAGUUAUGAAGUAACAAAGUCCCUUCUCACGGAAGAACUGAAAGGAUUCGUCACUCGUGAUACACUCCGAGUGGUCGUUAAGGUCUACACCGUCGAAUGCAUCGUGCACAACACUAUAUAUACCACGGUAUUGCACAACUAUACAAUCCAGAAUUAUAAAACAGACAUAAAAAACUUGCCCCUUUGCAACUCUUCCACAUUUGUCGCGUUCAGGGUGGACGACAGGGAGAUUCUGGUGAAUACAGAAUUGCUUAGCGCAAGGAGCAACUACUUUCGAGAUUUGUUCAAAAAUAACAGACCAGAAAACAUAACAAUAGACGUAGACGACGUAUCGCUAGAAGUCGUGAUAACGUUUCAAACUUUUAUACAGUACGGCAACACGUCUUUCCUAAAAUAUUCCGACAUUCACAGACUCUUUUCGCUUUUUAUAAUGGCUAAGAGAUACGGUGUGAGUGAUCUUGGAAUAAUUUGCGAACAAUACAUAAAAGAGCUUCUCCUUCAAAAAGAGAAUAUUUUUCGAUGUGACGUAUCGCUCGACGUUUUAUUUUUUGCAUACGAAAAUGACGUAAAAGAUCUGCUGCAAUUUGCUGUUAAUUUCAUCGCAUUAAAUAUCAAUGAUCAUAUCAAUACUAAAAAGUUCAUAGAUAUCAUACAAAAAUAUCCCACAUUGCUUUCUCUACUCAAUGAAGCCAAAAUAAAUACACGCAAAGCAUACUACCAAUUUUGAUAAACGUAAACGCUAGGAAAGUGGUAUAUUGCAACAUGUUAUUAACAAUAUUAUUUUAUGGUAAAUUGAUAUUCGUACAGACGUUUGGCAUUUCAUAAGAUAAUCCAUAGUGAACAAUAAUCAGUUAAAUUUAUUUCUACCGCAGUUUAAUAUGACUAUAAAACAGACCAGUUUACCGUUUACCAAUUUAUUUA
Harpegnathos saltator (Jerdon's jumping ant) is the source of this 1674-nucleotide messenger RNA. RefSeq lists its product as uncharacterized. The transcript is spliced from 3 exons. The coding region runs from base 398 to 1480 and encodes 360 amino acids. Gene Ontology annotation, molecular function: protein binding. The record is from RefSeq and is a predicted model, not a curated record. Lineage: Eukaryota; Metazoa; Arthropoda; Insecta; Hymenoptera; Formicidae.